AUGCGCGAUCUAUUCGAGAAAGGCACGUUCAAUGUGGAUAUCGCACGCAAUGAUGCUUCGCACGCUGUCAUGAAGCUUGCGGACGUGGGUCGAUUUCGCGAGCUGGUGCUAGAUGAGACUUCGUUGCUUCGGUGGGCUGACGUGGCUUACGGGCUACAGAGCAUGGCCAUUGACUAUGAACCGACAGGUUCGGUCAGUGUGAUCGAUAUAUUUCAUGCAGAGCCACUGAGAGUGGCGGCACUUUCGCGCGAUGAAUGGGUACAUAAACAGCUCAGCCGCUGGGAGGAUUUGUGCAGAUCGGAACCUCGCUUUCAUGAGGUUGGUAGCGGUCACUAUACCAUGAUUGGACCUGAAUAUGUGACUUCUUUUGCACAAAGGCUGCGCGCGGCUUUAGAAGCUCGCGGGAUAUAA
Pestalotiopsis fici W106-1 is the source of this 411-nucleotide messenger RNA. RefSeq lists its product as uncharacterized. The record is from RefSeq and is a predicted model, not a curated record. The coding region runs from base 1 to 411 and encodes 136 amino acids. The transcript has a single exon. NCBI's taxonomy places the organism in Eukaryota, Fungi, Ascomycota, Sordariomycetes, Amphisphaeriales, Sporocadaceae.